AUUGAUUCACCUAUACAUUCAUCCAAGAAAGAAAGAAAAUCUCAUGAUAAUGAGAAUAAUACUCGAAAUCAAACUAAUAAUAAAUUACGAAGAUCAUCAUCUGAAUCUUUACAAAGAAGUACACCUGAAAUUUAUCCUGAGCAUAAAAUAACUGAUGAUGAGAUUGAAUUAGAACGACGUGAAGCUGAAGCUAGACGACGUCGACAAUUAGAAGAUGAUGAACAAAAACGAAAAGCAAAAGAAUUAGAAGAACAACGACGAAGAGAAUUAGCUAAACGACAACGAGAAGAUCGUAAGUAUUUAUAA
Molecule: messenger RNA, 306 nt
Organism: Rotaria sordida
Lineage: Eukaryota; Metazoa; Rotifera; Eurotatoria; Philodinida; Philodinidae
Source: the annotation of a GenBank genome assembly